CGCUUCUUCACACGUCGACAUUGUGCUUAGAUUCUUGGCUUCAUUAUUAGAUCUUCAGUUAUUAUUAUCAUCGUCUCAUUUACGGGGUAUUCCCAUAUAGUUCAAGACAAUUCAGGUUCCUGGACGGCUUGGAUACUGAAUGAUCUCCGUCAACACGAUCCAUCCUCGACAUGAGCCCAGAAGCGACAGAAACAGAGACAAAUAUAGAGACACAGGGAGAAUCAGAUGUAACAACAAGGCUACUGCAGGCCGAGAACGCCUCGACCCACGGUUUGUCGCCCGGAACCAGGAAUGUGCUGGCCCGACUCUACCUAUCCCACACUCUAUCGACGUGGAACUCUCGCAUGUUUGAAUUCGGAGCCGUCCUGUUCCUCGCGUCUGUCUUUCAGGGAACGCUUCUGUACGUCUCCAUCUACGCGUUGGUACGGUCGUUGUUGGUUGCUCUUUUAUCUUCCUGGCUUGGGGAUGUGGUGGAUCGGUCGAAUAGACUGGCCGUUUUGAGGCAGUCGAUUGUCUGGCAGCGAAUUCCUGUUGCAGUAUCCUGCGCGUGUUUUGUUGUUCUCCUGGCAUCGCCCGAGUCAAGCCUCGUCACUCCCAUCCUCUUUCUUGUUGUGACUCUGCUGGCAUGCGCAGAAAAAUUGGCCUCUGCCGUAAACACGGUUGCUGUUGAGCGCGAUUGGAUCGUUGUUAUCUCAGGGAGCCUUGAAAUCCCAAGACAAGAUUUGAACGCUUCCAUGAGGCGUAUCGACCUUAUCUGCAAGCUGUUUGCACCUGUUGUUGUUUCUCUGGUUGAUGUCCUGUCAACUAAAGUCGCCGUUUGGACGACCCUGGGUGUGAAUGUCUUGUCGGUCCUGGUCGAGUAUCGUGCGAUUGAACAGGUAUACAAAUCCGUUCCUGGCCUGACGCGAACUCCCUUGCCGUCCGAGACAGCAGGCUCCUCUCAAGAACGCACAACUCCUAAUGUUAUGGAACGCAUCCACAAUGCCCUCGCUCCGUGGAGGGAGUACGUGUCCAACCGAGUAUUCCUUGCAUCCUUCGCGUUGAGUCUGCUCUAUCUUACCGUUCUCACCUUCGGGACAACGAUGACCACCUAUCUGCUGGACACAAGCUUCAGUCCGUUUCAAGUCAGCAUCAUGCGGAUAGGCGCAGUUAUCGCAGAACUAAUGGGGACCUGGGCAGCGCCGUUCGUCAUGAAUAGGAUCGGGCCCAUACGGUCUGGCUUGUGGUUCAUCAACUGGCAAUUUGGUUGCUUAGCAGUUGCGGCAGCAGGAUUCCUCUUCCAGGACCCCAACUCGCAAUCUGUUGCAUUGAGCCUCAUUUGCGGGGUUGCCUUGAGCAGAAUCGGUCUAUGGGGGUUUGACCUUUCGGUCCAAUAUCUGAUCCAAGAGAACGUCGAAGAGCAAAACCGAGCACGCUUCUCCACGACCGAAGUCGCCCUGCAGAACAUCUUCGAGCUCCUCUCCUUCGCAUCAACCAUCAUAUUCUCUUCCCCGGAACAGUUCAAGUACCCCGUCCUCACCAGCUACGGGGCCAUUGCACUCGCAGCGAUCUGUUUUGCAGCAUACACCAGAAAGGAGCGUGGCCAUCUCCUGCACAUGUCCAAGUGUCUCGGCGGCAAUAAAAUUCGGCCCUCGUUCAACCCGGCGAAUCGAGGGGGGAUCCGUUUCGAAGUGACAUAACGGGAGAUGCUCGGGGUUGUCUCCGAUUACUAUGCAUAUGGCAUAAUGUUUAGACAGGACUGUGUAUUAGGGUUAUCCAUAGUGCGAAUGAUUCAUGAAUCAUGACCCCGGAUUCCAGACUUUCCGUCUUCCUCCGCAAUAUCGUGUUCUAGAGCAGUUGAUCGGGGAGUGUUCGUUAAACAUAUGACUUGUCUCUCAAUCGACUCAAUUAGUGUACUACUUUAUUAGUGAUCUAUGUUC
Molecule: messenger RNA, 1919 nt
Organism: Monascus purpureus
Lineage: Eukaryota; Fungi; Ascomycota; Eurotiomycetes; Eurotiales; Aspergillaceae
Source: the annotation of a GenBank genome assembly